Messenger RNA from Saccharomyces kudriavzevii IFO 1802, 3009 nucleotides. It is a transcript of the gene ISM1, whose product is annotated as isoleucine--tRNA ligase ISM1. Gene Ontology annotation, biological process: isoleucyl-tRNA aminoacylation. The record is from RefSeq and is a predicted model, not a curated record. Bases 1 to 3009 code for a protein of 1002 amino acids. The transcript has a single exon. Gene Ontology annotation, cellular component: cytosol. NCBI's taxonomy places the organism in Eukaryota, Fungi, Ascomycota, Saccharomycetes, Saccharomycetales, Saccharomycetaceae. Gene Ontology annotation, molecular function: aminoacyl-tRNA deacylase activity; isoleucine-tRNA ligase activity; ATP binding.
AUGAAUAGCGCUAGGCUUCUGCCUCGGCAAAUCCGCAGCAUUAUCAACAAGAGAUAUUUUGCUAAACACGCCUUUCAAAAGACAUUGAACCUGCCCAAGACCAAAUUCCCGAACAGAUCAAACCUAGACACAUCAUUGAGGGAACUAAUACCAAAAUCCUCACAGGUAGUUUAUAAAGAGCAACUAGACGAUUUCUUUGAGGAUUUCUCGAAGCUCAGUACAAUCGAUUGUAAAUUGAAGUUCAUUAACGAAAAGUUAUUCAUUUUGCAUGAUGGUCCGCCCUAUGCGAAUGGCGACCUACAUCUCGGACAUGCUUUGAAUAAAGUUUUAAAGGAUAUUAUCAAUAGAUAUCAGCUCUCACAGGGAAAAUACAUUUUCUACAAACCUGGCUGGGAUUGUCAUGGAUUGCCCAUUGAAAUAAAGGCUUUAAAGGAUUUGAGUGCACAACAAAUUGAAUCAAUAUCGCCUUUAAAAAUUAGAUCGCUGGCGUCAAAACAUGCACAAAAGGCAAUAAAGAAACAGAAAGAAACUUUCAAACAAUUUGCUAUCUUGACAGACUGGGAAACUCCAUACAUCACAAUGGAUAAACAUUACGAAAUCGAUCAAUUAAACAUCUUUAAAGAAAUGUUUGACAGAGGAUUGAUUAAGAGACAAAAUAAGCCAGUUUAUUGGGGUACGGAAACCAGAACUGCUCUAGCAGAAGGAGAACUAGAGUAUAAUGAAAAUCAUAAAUCCAUUGCCGCUUAUGUUAAGUUUCCUUUAGAGAAAGAAUCUGACCGAGAUUUAUGCAGGAAGCUAGGGAUAACUAACAACUUACCUAUAUACUGUUUAAUUUGGACCAGUACUCCAUGGACUCUUUUUUCUAAUCGAGCGAUCUGUUUCAAUCAAGACUUUUCCUAUUCCAUUUUGCGCAUCAGCGACGAGCUUAUUGUAGUGGAAACAGAUUCCAUUGAUGAAUUGAACCUGCCAAUGGGAUCAUACAAGAUUAUCAAACAAUUUCAAGGGACCCACCUACAUGGGCUGUACUAUCAAAAUCGCCUAACAAACGAUAAUGUUCGUAGACCUUUAUUAAAUGGCACCCAUGUUACCAGUGGUACAGGGACAGGGCUGGUUCAUACAGCACCAGGGCAUGGGCAAGAUGACUAUUUAAUUGGUAUGCAGAACAAUCUUGAAAUUUAUUCUCCUGUGGAUCAUGAAGGCCGUUAUCAAUUGAACGAACUUCCUGAAUCUGUAAGAUGUUUCAUGAGAGAUGAAAAAGACGCAUCGAUGGGAAAGCAAGUUUUAGAUAUAGAAACUGCAAAUGUCAUUUUACAGAAGCUAAGUGACCUGAAUUUACUAUAUAAAUUCCACGAAUACACACACUCCUACCCGUAUGACUGGAGAUCCAAGAAGCCUGUCAUAAUAAGAGCCACUCCGCAAUGGUUUACAGAUCUGCAUGAUGUUAAAAAUUUGGCUUUGGAAGGUAUUGAACGUGUCAAGUUCCAUCCUGAAAGAGGAUACACGAGACUUUCCUCCUUUAUUAAAAGUAGAAACGAAUGGUGUAUCUCGAGACAACGUUCAUGGGGAAUUCCUAUUCCAAGUUUCUUUAAAAAAAGUGAACCGGAUGCCAUUUUGAUGAAUUCUGAAACUUUGGCACAUGCUAUCAAAACAAUCGAAAAAAAAGGAAUCAAUGCCUGGUUUAAUAAUGAAGAUGAUGACAUGAAAGAAUGGUUACCGGAAAAAUAUCACGAAGUGGCGCAUGAGUACUCCCGCUCUCUAGAUACCAUGGACGUGUGGUUUGAUAGUGGGUCAUCGUGGAGCGUAAUCAAGGACUUCUAUGAAAAACAAUUGAAAUUGACGAAAUUGCCAUAUCCAUUAUACCAAGUUUGUCUGGAAGGGUCUGACCAACAUAGAGGAUGGUUCCAAAGUUCAUUAUUGACGAAAACAGCAUCAAGUAAUGUAUCUGUCGCGCCAUAUGAGGAGGUGAUUACCCAUGGAUUUACUUUGGAUGAAAACGGCUUGAAAAUGUCAAAAUCGGUGGGGAAUACAAUCUCUCCCGAGGCGAUUAUUCAAGGCGAUGAAUGUUUAGGAUUACCACCUUUAGGUGUUGACGGUUUGAGAUACCUGAUAGCACAAUCUAAUUUUACUAAUGACAUAGUGGUUGGUCCAACUGUGAUGAAACAUGUAGGAGAAGCUUUGAAAAAAAUCAGACUAACAUUCCGUUAUCUGUUAGGUAAUUUACAGAAUUCUACAAACUUUAACCUUUUACCCGCUGAUGAACUACGCCGUGUUGACCAAUAUACCUUAUAUAAGGUAAACGAAUUGCUAGACACGACAAGAACUCAUUAUGAAAAUUAUAACUUUUCCAAGGUCCUUGUUGCCCUUCAAUACCACUUGAAUAAUGACCUGUCAGCGUUUUACUUUGAUGUUUCGAAGGAUACUCUUUAUUCCGAUCAAAUAUCGUCUUUGAAAAGAGAGCAGGUGCAAACUACGCUUUUCCAUAUACUGAAUGCAUAUAGAGCAAUUCUUGCACCAAUUUUGCCUGUUAUGGUCCAAGAAGUAUGGAAAUACGUCCCUAAAGGAUGGUUCCAAGCACAGGAACAGAUGAGUAUCAGUCCGAUGCGCGAAAAAUGGCCUCAUUUCGAAAUAAAUCCAGAAACCAAUAGUUCCUUUGAAGAAUCCGAGCUGAGAAUUGCAAAACAGUUUCAGAAAGAAUUCAGGAGCUUGAGUUUAGAAGAGGGAAUCACAAAAACUGCGCAAAGUCACGUUACUGUCUUCACCAAUCAUUCCCUACCAUUCAGUUCUAGUGAGCUUUGUGACAUUUUGCAAGCAUCUGCUGUUGAAAUAUCACCAGCCGAUAUUGAUCACAAUGAUUUACCAAUCAUUGGAUUGGGAAGCGGAACAAACGUUCAGAUCUUGGUUGAACGAAGCAAAAGACAUAAUUGCCCCAGAUGUUGGAAAUCCAACUCAACGGAAGAGGAUACAUUAUGUGAUAGAUGUGAAGAGGUCGUAAAUAAAAAGACAUCUUGA